UUAUCGGGUCAAACUGAUUUAUAGUCUUUCAGGAGUUUCAUCAGCAGCGUUGAAUCCGUCUCUAAAAUGAUCUAAAUCUAUGCGUCUCUAGUUCUCGAAUUUUGCGCGGUAUAUCUGAAAAUUCCGAGCAGCGAGAAAGGAUUGGAAUCGGUUUUCGGGUUCAGACCAGUAAUGGCGUCGGAUCCUCCGCUUUUCCAGAACGCGUCGCGCUGUGACGUCUGCAAAUGCAGUUUCAACACUUUCCGUCGACGGGUAUUGCAUUCGUCAUCGUCAAUUCACAUAUCAUCAUUGCCGAUGUUGUGGGAGGACAUUAUGCCAUGAACAUUCAUCAGAUCAAAUGGCUUUGCCACAAUUUGGCAUCUACUCCUCUGUAAGAGUUUGUGUUGUCUGUUUUAAUGGGUCCUCUAGAUCUGGGAAAGAUCACUUACAAGCUUCUUCAGAUGGCAUUGAUUCCGUAACAGAUACAGUAUCUAGAUUAGAUAUUGGUGCAGAUAUAGACGGAAAAAUGGAAACAACUUCAGAACAUCGGCCUGUGGUAGGAGUUUUAGAAUGCAAGUGUGGGAUGCCUUUAUGCAUUUGUGAAGCUCCAGCCCCCACCACCAAUGAACUUCCGCUGCAGAUGGCAAUCACUUCCAUCUCUGCUGCCCAAUCAAAUCCAAACCCAAAGAAGACGGACAUUGUUCCAAAGAAUAGAGGAUCGACUUCAAACAGCAAGUCUGGUUCGGUCUUCAAUCUUGGUCAAGCAAACAAUGUUACUGUGAGUAUGCCUCAGAAGGAUUAUGAAGUCAAUGGAGAGGGUCUGAGAGAAGCUAUAAAGAUCGGGGAUACUGCAGCAGUUAAGAAGCUCCUGAGUGAGGGUGUGGAUGCAAAUUACCACGACAAGCAAGGAUCAUCUUUACUUCAUCUGGGGGCUCUGUUUAACCGAACUGAUAUAGUUUUUACCCUUAUGGAACAUGGAGCAAGCCUUGACAGCAAGAAUGCACAAGGGGAAACUCCUCUGGACUGUGCUCCUGCCACUCUGCAAUACAAGAUGCGACAGAAGAUGGAAGAAAUUGUGCAGUGAUGCCUGCUUACAAGAAAUGAGAGCGGAUAAGUUGUUGUCUUUGACCCAAGAGUUCAACUUGUAGGUUUACUCUAAGAUCUUUUUCAUUUUGAGUGCUGCACGUAUUUGUAUUAUCCAUAAUGUACAUAAUGGCAGAUGGGUUGGAAAGUCUUCUGCUCAUGGACUGUCAAAUAUUGUCUCCAAGGGAAUAAACAAGCCUCUGUCUAAAGACAUGGUUACAUCUUCUGCAUGCCUUUAAAAAAUCGUUUAUAAUAGCUGGGAAAGAAUUUUGAGCUGAAUUUCGACAUGGGCUAGCCUUAGUUAUGGUCUUAUGGAUAAGAUUGAACACAGUGGAGGAUGAUCCAUGUCAAAGAUCUUUAUGUCAACAUCUGCAUUGCAUGGCAUUUACUAUAUUUUUUAAUGCAUCUUGGUGUUUGGCAAAAGAUAUUACACUAUAAAGCUUUAGAUAUCAGCACUUUUCGUCA
Messenger RNA from Tripterygium wilfordii, 1527 nucleotides. RefSeq lists its product as uncharacterized. Bases 338 to 1063 code for a protein of 241 amino acids. The transcript is spliced from 10 exons. Gene Ontology annotation, cellular component: ESCRT-0 complex. Gene Ontology annotation, molecular function: phosphatidylinositol-3-phosphate binding; metal ion binding; ubiquitin binding. NCBI's taxonomy places the organism in Eukaryota, Viridiplantae, Streptophyta, Magnoliopsida, Celastrales, Celastraceae. The record is from RefSeq and is a predicted model, not a curated record. Gene Ontology annotation, biological process: protein transport to vacuole involved in ubiquitin-dependent protein catabolic process via the multivesicular body sorting pathway; protein targeting to vacuole.